AUGUUCUGGACCAAUGGCACAAAAGAGUAUGGUGGACUUGUUAACAACCAAAUUGCCAUUCACGAACUCUGCCCAGAUUUCAGGGUCUGCCAAGUAAAGAGGAAUAAGUCGGGCAUAGUUAAGGUUAUCAUGAGCAAAGUAGUACUUGACAAAGGCCUCUAUAGUAUCAAGGUGCAGUUUCCAAUUGGCAACCUGCCGGUAGUGGAAGUGUCCGCCUGGGAUGCUGAUGACGCCACAGAAGGCUCCAACGCCCGCAUCACCUACGCCAUUGAGAAGAACGUCAUCCACGACAGGUCCGGAGAGGCUGUCUUCAGUGUGCAUCCUCACUCCGGGCUGGUGACGACCGCCCUCUGCUGCCUGGACAGGGAAACCACGCCCGAGUACCAGAUUCAAGUGGUGGCUUCUGACGGAGGAGGACUUAAAGGUACGGGCACAGUGGUGGUUCGCCUGACGGACGAGAACGACAAUUCGCCGCGUCUUGCGCGACAGUACUGGGAGCUGGAAGUGGACGAGACGUGGGGGGAAGGUCCACCCAAUAACAUGACCCUCCUGGAGAUGACAGCUGCUGAUCCUGACACAAAGAAUCACUUCUCUUACAAGAUCGUUGAGGAAAGCGGCUGGGGCUGGGACCACUUUGGCAUCCGGUCGACUGGAGCAUCCGGUCAGCUCUAUGCCCUGAGGGCACUCGAUUAUGAGGACGACACCCAUCGCCAGGGAUUCAAGUUCAUGGUACAGGUCACCGAUCGAGGGGAGGGCGGAUGGGUCGACCCUAGACAUCAGGACACAGCCUGGGUGGGCGUGAGGCUCCGAGAUCUCAAUGAUAAUCCGCCACAGUUUGUCCGUCCUCAUGCCCACGUCACGAUAAGUGAGGACGCCCCUCUGGGCACUUUGCUGACCACUGUGUCCGCCCACGAUCCAGAUGCUGGGGGAGGCGGCCAAGUGGACUACUCGGUGGUGGGCGGCUGGAACUCGCUCCAGGUGGACGAGAGCGGAGGCGUGACGCUGUCCCGCCGUUUGGACCGCGAGGCUGAAGAGGGCGCCCUGGGCAUCGCCAGAAUCCUGGGCACGGACAGAGGAGAGCCGCCCCUGACUGCCACUGCUACCCUGACCAUCACAGUCACAGACGUCAACGACUGCGCCCCUCGAAUUCUUCCACCGGACGUCCUUCACGUGAGGGAGGGCGACCCUCCCGUCCUGCUCGGCGUCCUGACGGCGACUGACGACGAUAUGUGGUCUCUUGGGCAUGGGCCUCCCUUCAGCAUGUCGCUUUCUCCGUCGAAUCCUUCUUAUGUAAUGGAUUUUGUCAGUCUGAAGUUCUAUCAACAUGUCGACAGCGGUCGGGGAGGAGCCGAGUUAUGGACCCGAGGCUCCCUGGAUCGUGAGAGCCAUCGGACGCUCCCUGUGGAGGUCGUGGUUGGCGACGCCGGUGGACUUAACAGGACUCAGACUGUGACGGUUGUUGUCGACGACAGGAACGACAAUCCCAUGAAACCUGCUGCCAAGACUGUCUAUCUGUGGAAGACCCAGGGGGUAGCGGGGUCUGAGCGCCCCUGGGUGCGCGUGUACGUAGACAACCCAGACGACUGGGACGUGGCUGACAAGACCUUCCGGUGGGCGGGGAAGCCUCAUCCCUUGUUUACGCUGAAUGCUGAUGACGGUUCCAUUUUUGCUUCCAGCCUCGUGCGUGAGGGAAGGUAA
Macrobrachium nipponense is the source of this 1698-nucleotide messenger RNA. Its product is annotated as putative neural-cadherin 2. The transcript is spliced from 8 exons. NCBI's taxonomy places the organism in Eukaryota, Metazoa, Arthropoda, Malacostraca, Decapoda, Palaemonidae. The record is from RefSeq and is a predicted model, not a curated record. Gene Ontology annotation, biological process: cell-cell junction assembly; cell morphogenesis; multicellular organism development. Gene Ontology annotation, molecular function: cadherin binding; calcium ion binding. Bases 1 to 1698 code for a protein of 565 amino acids. Gene Ontology annotation, cellular component: plasma membrane; catenin complex; adherens junction.